Psilocybe cubensis is the source of this 714-nucleotide messenger RNA. RefSeq lists its product as uncharacterized. The coding region runs from base 1 to 714 and encodes 237 amino acids. The record is from RefSeq and is a predicted model, not a curated record. Lineage: Eukaryota; Fungi; Basidiomycota; Agaricomycetes; Agaricales; Agrocybaceae. The transcript has 4 exons.
AUGCAAACAACUUCCUCUAGCGUAGAUGGUGGGUCCGCUAGGACAGGAAAGGCCGUAAAUGAGAGUACACCUUUGCUCAAUUCGGGUAGUGAAUAUCAAUGUGGUAUAGGCCCAUCGUAUGCUCGAACUUACGAUGGGUCGUCUCUUCGAUCCUCUAUCGCCCAGUGUAGUCCAGAUCCAGAUAGGGACAGCGAUGAAGACAACAUUCAGAGUAUAUCUAGAAUCUCGAUCCAGAAGGACAAGUGUUUGGCGCAACGUUCAUCGCAGCACAAAUGGUCGCGCACCAACAUCGGCGACGACACUGAAACUUUUCAAAGUACUGGGGACGCUCAAAUUUCUUCGAAGUUGCCGUUUCGCGUCCUGGAGAGCGUAUCUUUACGUUUGGAGAACUCAGGAAGUGUGGCGCGCGAUCACUUGGCAUCUGAGCGAACAUUCCUGGCAUAUAUGCGCACGAGCCUUGCAAUUGCAUCCUCUGGCGUAGCUUUGGUUCAGUUGUUUUCUGUUACAUCCACUUUACCUACUCAGGGGCCCCCAUAUCGACUUCAAGCUUAUAUCCGCCCUCUAGGAGCAUCAACAGUCUUUAUCGGGAUACUUGUUCUUUUCAUUGGGGUCACGAGAUAUUUUACAGUCCAGAGUGCUUUGACAAAAGGAUAUUUCCCUGUUGCCCGUAUUGCAACGAGUUUCAUUGCUAUCGUGUUAACUGCGCGACCUUGA